This is a messenger RNA of Thermothielavioides terrestris NRRL 8126, 584 nucleotides long. RefSeq lists its product as uncharacterized. The record is from RefSeq and is a predicted model, not a curated record. Lineage: Eukaryota; Fungi; Ascomycota; Sordariomycetes; Sordariales; Chaetomiaceae. Bases 249 to 419 code for a protein of 56 amino acids. The transcript has a single exon.
GGGGGGCCCAAAACAAGAAAUGAAUAUCAAUAAAUAAAUACACCAAAUAAGCUGGACAUCGGGGCAAAGUUCCCGAGUUUCGUCGGGGCGGGGUUUGGCCGACGUGAGAGUGUACGAUCAUGAUGCUGACGUCGACCAUCUGAGAUGGUCAGAGGGUGUGGGUGAACACACAGACGAGACAACAUUGGUAAGGGGGGUAAGGGGACGAACGAGAAAGGCUUAUCUGGGCACACCAUGCCCACGACGGCAUGACACAGACCAAGCAGGCACGCAGCAAACGCGGACAGGGCGUAUGUAGUCUAUGCACGGCCGUCACCCUUGAGCAGCACAAAAACAAAAGUAGAUCGAUCGAUAAGCAUCAAGUCUGGCUCGGCUUCUCGCCAUCCACGCUCGCUCAGCUACCCAUCAUCGCCACUUAGGUGCCAAAGCACCCAGCGCAGAAAGACGAUGACGGCAAAUAAAUAGAGACCAAAGAAGGCAUAGAAUCAUCAGCGAAAUAAAUUAUGUCCACACACAUAAGCAAUGUAAAACCGGGGCCCUGAUCUCGUCUCGUACAUACAUACAUACGUCCAAACAAUACUGGG